CAGGUUAAACAGCAAAUAGGCUGCACAAAAUAAUGAAAAUGCAGCUAGUGGUACUUCUGAAAAAUUGUCCUGUGAACAGUUGCAUGUGCAUUCUUCUUUGGGGCGGUGCAGGCAGUGUGUGUAUAAGUGUGAAUCAAUUAUUUCAAAUUUGAAUAUCCGAUAAUUUCAGUGCUUACUAUUGAAUAUGUCCAUAGUUUUCAAGUCCAAUCGCCCUUAAACGUCAAGAUAUAAACUUACUUUAGUGCUACGCCCUAAAACGGCGAUUUGGCGGUCAGCCAGCCUGACAUGGGUGAGAUGGACGAGGCGCUGCAGGAGUUUGCGUCGACGGGCCGCGCCGGCCGCAGGAACGCCCUGCCGGACAUUCGCGGUGAGCACGCCAGCACAUCGACAGCCGACCUUCCCGGCCAGAUGGAGAAGAUGUCCUGUUCAGACGCCGGCAGUAACCCGCAGGCGGCCGGUCCCUCUGGGGCGUCGGGAACGGGCGGCGCCGGGGGAGGAGGCGACGGCAGUGCUGGCGGCGGCGGCGGCGACCAGGGCCAGAGCGGCUCCUAGUGACGGCCGGGCUGCGAGCUCCUCUGGCGUCCGACCGACGACCGACGACCACCGGCCCGGGCCGCUCUAGUCUUUCGCGGCGGGCCGCGGUGACGAGCCAGGCGCGGCGGCCGGGCGGGCGCUGCCCCAGCUCGGUGCUGGCGAGGUGGGACGCUGCUCCCAGCCCAGUACCGGCUAGAGACCGGCUGACCUCGUCUGAGGCUCUGUAGCCGCACCAAUGCCGACCCUCGCUGGCGGUGUACACGCAGGGUAGCGUCGGUAGAACUAACUGUCCCUCGGGCGGCUCGAGGCGCUCGGUAGUGCUGCCCAGCUACCUUAGAGACAUGCAGCUGGGUUGCGACCGGCGAUGGCGGACUGAGCUGGGACGGUAGGCCGAGCGUGAGUGAGUGACUGUUGCCCUAAUAAUCCUCAGGUUGGUGUUGUCUUGUGCUACGCUUAUAUGCAAGAUUCACUCAUGUCGUCCGUUUUUGUUUCAAAAUCCCGUGCGAUCGUGCCAUGCUGUAUACCAAAGAUGUUGCUCCCCACAUGGUCGUUUUGUGUGCACUUUGUCGGCUGUUCACAUGGUGAUGAGAACCGUUUCUCAUGCUGAUUUACGUUGCACUGCAGUCACUGAACGGUCAAAGUAGGGAAACAACAGUUCCGGCCGAUCCAGGGACUGUUGUGUGAUGCUACUUUGCUUAGACGCUGCAGCACGUCGACGGGUAUAGCAUGUCAUGGUUGCGUUUGUGAGCCUCGCCCCGCGUAGCUUCACGUUUUACAAAUAGUUGACGUUUGUGUGUUGGAUUUUCAGCGUCAUGAGCGAAAUUACUGGCUACAGUACUGGUCUCCAUAGAAGCUAGUUCAGCGAUCUGCCACCAGACCUGAACUGUUUGAGCGUAUUCUCGAGUGAUUGGUAUGAGCUGAAGGAGGGUAGAUGCGCCAGGGACCGGAUGUCAACGAAUCGAUGUCGUGUUGUGAACGUAAUCGUCGCGGACCGAGCAGGUGGCUCGCGGACGGGUCGGUGCUAGCUAGGCCACUGGUAAGUCUCGUCGGAUUGAUCUCGGGCCAAUACUACUCGCUGCUCCCAUCGGAGGCUGCCACAAUGGAUUUCAGCACUGGCCACGACCCGACCGCGCACCUACUUAUACAGAAACCCAGUGACUGUCCCGAAAUGCACUAAUCUGCUGUGUCGAUGGGUUGAUGCACUUGGAUCGGUAUGUUUUCCUACCAGUGCCGAGGCGUCCGCCCGGCCACCGCACUAGUCCAUGCAGGUACGCUUCCGUACACUAAAUCGAUGUGAUUGGUGGGUGUCGCCGCGAGUGUCCCGCUUGUAGGCCCUGUGAAUAACGGUGAUACCUGAGAGCGAGCUGUGUUCGAGUGGCAAUGUCGGCGUCGUCAAGCGUGGUCGUCGGUCUGUUUCAACGUUCACACCGAACACUGCCCAUGUCUCAUUGCGUUGCUAUAAGUUUUUGUCGUCAUUUUGCUUUUUUAUAGGCUUUCCCCUUUGUAUUUGUAUUGCAUUUGUGUGCAUGCGUUUUAGAGUUCGUUGCUUUGGUUUUUGUCUGCUGCGCUCACGUUAAUAUCUAAAUCUGCAUUGCGUUCUAAUAGGUGAUCUUUGCGCGACACUAUAUAGGUACUUUGCAUAAUAUUUUCAUAUGCCAUUCUUUUUCAUGGCGCUGUCGAACAGCUGUUGCCUCAUUUUAUAUGCUUGCGGGUCGCGUGGACGAUGUUUUCCCCCAAUAAUCUGUCAGGUUGUCCGUGGAUGUUGUGUCUCACCCUCAGACGCACUUUUUCAUUGUUUGCAGCAUCGUUGUCAAUCGUUGCAAACGGGCGCGAUGGUGCUGCCGGACGCAGCGGCCGUCCCGGGGCCGCCCCGGGCCGGCUCGGACCGCCUCCGACCGGCUUUUGCUACCUUUGUAAGGUUCUGUCGUCCGGCAGCCGGUCCCGUCUGUCGCCUCGCCGGCGACGUGUCGUGUCAGUGAUGGUGGCCAAUAUACGCCGAAUUGUUA
This is a messenger RNA of Amphibalanus amphitrite, 2540 nucleotides long. RefSeq names its product cAMP-dependent protein kinase inhibitor beta-like. Gene Ontology annotation, cellular component: cytoplasm; nucleus. The transcript has 3 exons. Lineage: Eukaryota; Metazoa; Arthropoda; Thecostraca; Balanomorpha; Balanidae. The record is from RefSeq and is a predicted model, not a curated record. Gene Ontology annotation, molecular function: cAMP-dependent protein kinase inhibitor activity. Bases 286 to 552 code for a protein of 88 amino acids. Gene Ontology annotation, biological process: negative regulation of cAMP-dependent protein kinase activity.